CUCAUCGUGUUUUGUUAGCGGUCUGUUAGUUAGUUAGUUAGUUUUGUCCGUACCGGAUUAAGUAACACGUCGUGCUUAGUAUCGGGAAUAUCUGUUUACUUCCGGAUGGUGCUGCAGUAACUUCGAACCAUUUUGAAGGAUCAAUGAAUCGACAAGAUGCCGAUCCGAGCAGUGUGUACGAUUUGCUCCGACUUCUUCGAUCACUCCAGUGACGUCGCUGCAAUCCACUGCGGACACACUUUCCACUAUGGAUGUCUCCUUCAGUGGUUUCAGUCAGCCCCGACUAAAACCUGUCCGCAGUGCAGGAAACAGGUCAGCACUCGGCACAUCAUCAACAAGUUGUUCUUUGACAUUAAUGAGGAGGCGGAUCGGGCAGCAGUGGACCCUGAGAGUUUGCAGAAUGAGCUUGACCGAAUAAAGGCCCUUUUGAGCUCUAAAGAGCGAGACUGGCGGGAGAAACAGAAGGCAGCAGACAGUUUAAAAGACACUGUGGAGAAGCAGAGAAGAGAUAUGGACAGUAUGCGGAAAGAGAUUAUGGAAAAGGAGAUGCUGUGUUCUGCCCUCAGAAAACAGAUGAUAUUUUUGGAAACACAACAGAAUGAGGUCCAGGUUGCCAAGGAGGAAGUUCGGAAACUUAAGAGGAAAAUGAAAACAUUCGAAGGCCUGGACGUGUUGUUGCAGGGCCAGAGAGCCGAGGUGGAGUCCAUGGUCACUGAUAUGGGCGUCAGCCAGGCGGCGGUGGAGCAGCUCUCCAUCUACUGCAUCUCACUCAAAAAAGAGUACGAUAAUCUCAAAGGAAGCCUGAGGUCUUCGAAUGAGAUGUGUGAGAAGCUGAAGAGAGAAGUGCUCUCCUCAAACAACAAGCUGCAGAAAGCUACAGCGGAGGUGAAUCACACCAAAGAGGACAUGAAGGCGCUCCAGAACGACCUGGCCAGCGCCGACAAAGAGAUCUCUAGUCUGAAGAAGAAAGUGGAAUUCCUCCAGAAGACUCUGAGCACGCCGACGCGGACGAACGAAGCCCUCAGCCGGCUCAUCUUGGAAAGCCCGGCCCCGGUGGACCUGAAGCAGCCCCGCCUUCAUCACCCAACAGGCAGCGACGACAUUGACCUCAACAUGACCUUUGACAUCACGACUCCAGAUGACGUAGUGAAGAAAGCCACGCAGGUCCAGAUGAAGAAGAUGCGUUUGGAUCCUCCUGAAACUCCGUCUAAACACAAUAAAACUUUCUCGGUAAACAAGCCGAGAGAGGAAGAUUCAGCUUUGGACCCGUUCUUCAGGAACUCCCUGCUCUUCAGGAAAAAGACUUUCGGUAGCAUGCUGGAUCCUCAGAGGAAGACCGGAGCUAUCCAAACUGGCUACGAUGGAUUAGGAGGACGGACUAAAUUCUUUCAGCCUUCUCCUCUGGCUGAGAUUCGCCCACUCAUGAAAGCCAAAAGGAAAAAGGUGACGCGGCCUCCAUCCAAGACGGCCACGCCCAUGACCCUGGACGGCUUCCUCGAGUAAAGUGUCGGAGUGUCAGGUGUGUGGAGAAGCGCGUCGACGCUGCUUUUGCACAGAGAACCAGCGAUCGUGUUCGUCCGCACCGAGCCUUACUUGGAAAUCGAACUUUAAUUUAAGCGCAGUUACUGGUCUCCUGACACUUCACCUUUUUUUUUUUUUUUCUUUCGACAACACCAGUGGACUUGCUGUACGUUUAAUUUUUGUGUUGGUGUGAGCGUGUGUGUAUCAAAUGUAUGAGCUAGGCUUUCUUUUUUGUGAACCCUUCAUGUGACUUUGCAUGUACAUUGUCACCCAUUUUCACGUCAAUCCUUAUAAAAAAUCUCCUAUGAGCCUA
Molecule: messenger RNA, 1834 nt
Organism: Salarias fasciatus (jewelled blenny)
Lineage: Eukaryota; Metazoa; Chordata; Actinopteri; Blenniiformes; Blenniidae
Gene: traip
Product: TRAF-interacting protein
Exons: 16
Coding region: 157-1503 (448 amino acids)
Biological process (GO): protein ubiquitination; replication fork processing
Cellular component (GO): site of DNA damage; nucleus
Molecular function (GO): ubiquitin protein ligase activity
Source: RefSeq, a predicted model, not a curated record